CGGCUCCUUCCAGCCUCGGAUCUCAGAGUCUUCUCCAACCAACAGACUUAUCCUGUUGUUCUGUGAUUCCAGGACCUUCUCCACAACUAGGCCAUUUUCCCUGCCGGGUGUCAUUUUUGACCUCUUGACCUCUGACUCAAAGGUCAGCUCAAAGGUUCCAAACUCGGGCCUGGGAUGUGAGGGGGUACAAGACCUGAAUUCCCUAAAUCUUUAGCCAUGGGCCCCUAAGUCUCACCCUUUAGGUCCCUCACUCCAGAUCUUCAUAUCCAGUAAUUGGCCCAUGAGUUCCCAAAUCUAGCCCCAGAUAAUGAGUUAACUUCUAGUAAGUCCUACUAAAUUUCCCUCCCUAAACCUCCCAACGCACCCCAACCUGCCCCAGGCCGAUACCACCCUGUUAACUAACCGUCAGAUCCUACAUGAAUUGAGUCAGCCCCAUUCCCUGCAUCCAUGGUUUAAAAUUUUAGCCCUGGUUCUUUCAGACCCAGUGCUUAGCCCCCAAAUUCUGGAGCUCAGCUCUAAAACCUUUAAAAUCUGUAUUUCUGAGACCAACCCCUUUUGAAGGAUCCUUGCCUCUCCCAUUCUCAACCCUUCAUUCAGUUCCUCCUGUAGACCCCAAAAUGACUUCUCCGUGCUCUCCCCUAAAACCAGCAAUCCCUCCUCCAGGAGCCCCUGCACCCCAAGCCCCCAUCAUUCCACCUCCUCUCCUACCCCCAAGUCCUCCAGACCCAGCUUUUCCACCCCCUCCCUGGAGUCUCCAGGCCCCUACUCCUCCACCACCUCCACCGCUGCCUCCACCCCCUGCCAAGGGGGCAGCUCCCCCUCAUGUCUUCGGCCUGGAGAAGAGCCAGCUCCUGAAGGAGGCUUUGGAGAAGGCUGGCCCAGUCCCCAAGGGCAAAGAAGAUGUGAAGAGGCUCCUGAAGCUGCACAAAGACCGGUUCCGAAGUGACCUGCAGUGGAUCCUCUUCUGUGCUGACCUGCCAUCCCUCAUCCAAGAAGGCCCUCAGUGUGGGCUGGUGGCCUUGUGGAUGGCAGGCACUCUCCUGUUGCCCCCCAGCGGCAUCCCCCUGGAGAGACUGGUGCAGGUGGCCCUGGAGCGAGGCUACACGGCCCAGGGAGAGAUGUUCUCCGUGGCCGACAUGGGCAGGCUGGCCCAGGAGGUGCUGGGCUGCCAGACCAAGCUGCUCUGCGGUGGCCUGGGUGGUCCCAACAGAGACCUUGUCCUGCAGCACCUUGUCACUGGACAUCCCUUGCUCAUCCCCUACGAUGAGGACUUCAACCACGAGCCAUGUCGGAGGAAGGGACACAAGGCCCACUGGGCAGUGAGCGCAGGGGUCCUGCUGGGUGUGCAGGCUGUGCCGAGCCUCGGCUACGCUGAGGACCCCGAGUUGCCAGGCCUGUUCCACCCAGUGCCCGGCCUGCCUUGCCAGCCACCAUCCCUGCCAGAGGAAGGCUCCCCGGGAGCUGUCUACCUUCUUUCCAAGCAGGGCAAGAGUUGGCACUACCAGCUGUGGGACUACGACCAAGUCCGGGAUAGCAACCUGCAGCUGACAGACUUCUCGCCCUCACGGGCCUCCAAUGGUCAGACGUACGUGGUGCCCACUGGCGGGGUGCGGGCUGGCCUCUGUGGCCAGGCCCUGCUGCUCGGACCACGGGGCUCCAGCCACUAGCCUGGCUCCGUCACCAUUUGAAGAGUGCCCCAGCUUGUCCCUCUGUGCGACAGGCCAUAGGUUGGGACCCAUGAGGGCCUCCAGCCCAGAGAUUGUUCAUCAGGGUGGUCCCCGUCCACCCCGUCUCAAGCCUGGGCAUCGUCUCAACUCCCCAAGCCCAUCCCCUCCAGCACUGAGCACCCACUGAUCCCUCUCUCCAAGGAGAGACUGACAACUCAGACCCCACGACUUGUCCACCCCACCUGUGUCACAUCACAUUCUCCCUGGGGACCCCCUCUUCUAAGCCACGGUCACCUUACUAGACAUCUGCAGGAACCUCCUGCCUGGACCCUCUGCUGCUCCCCCGGUUUGCUCACAGGACAGGGCCUGAGCUCUCCCAGCCCCAGCUCACCUCUCCUUAGCCCCGGCUGGUCUUCCACACUCUGCCUGCCAGCAUUGCUGGCCUUUCGGGGCCCUAGAGCGUCGUGCCCCCCACCAGCCUCACCCUCAGCCCUCUGCUGAAGAUCACUCUCUAACUUCUCCGUCUUGGCGGGUAUCACCUCCUCAGGGACCCUCAGCCUGUCCAGGCACCCCUCCCCAACCUCGUGUCUUAGAUUUUUAAAGCCCAUCUGAGAGCAGUUGUCUAUGCUAACCCUUCUACCUGUGUUAACUCAUCAGAUCCUCCAGCCUUUUAAGAGGGAACUAGAUUCCCUACAUUUGACAGAUGGCAAGACUGAGACCUGGGGAAGUGGAGUCACUGGCCUGAGGU
This is a messenger RNA of Propithecus coquereli (Coquerel's sifaka), 2415 nucleotides long. RefSeq names its product chromosome unknown open reading frame, human C19orf54 (gene ACTMAP). The transcript has 6 exons. The record is from RefSeq and is a predicted model, not a curated record. The coding region runs from base 618 to 1667 and encodes 349 amino acids. NCBI's taxonomy places the organism in Eukaryota, Metazoa, Chordata, Mammalia, Primates, Indriidae.